This is a messenger RNA of Rasamsonia emersonii CBS 393.64, 477 nucleotides long. RefSeq lists its product as uncharacterized. The record is from RefSeq and is a predicted model, not a curated record. Gene Ontology annotation, cellular component: nucleus; cytoplasm. NCBI's taxonomy places the organism in Eukaryota, Fungi, Ascomycota, Eurotiomycetes, Eurotiales, Trichocomaceae. Bases 1 to 477 code for a protein of 158 amino acids. The transcript has 2 exons. Gene Ontology annotation, biological process: diadenosine hexaphosphate catabolic process; diadenosine pentaphosphate catabolic process; diphosphoinositol polyphosphate metabolic process. Gene Ontology annotation, molecular function: bis(5'-adenosyl)-pentaphosphatase activity; diphosphoinositol-polyphosphate diphosphatase activity; bis(5'-adenosyl)-hexaphosphatase activity.
AUGGCACAAAGUCGUUCUAUGGAAUCCCGCACUGGCAGGACAAAUCAAAGAUAUGGCGCUAAAGGAGAGAGACUCGUGGCUGGCGUUGUGCCGCUGUCUGCCGAUAAAACUAAAGUCUUGAUGAUACAAUCUGCUGGGCCUGGAGGCUGGGUGCUCCCAAAAGGAGGUUGGGAGACCGAUGAGGAAACAGCUCAGCAGGCAGCCUGCCGGGAGGCAUGGGAAGAAGCUGGAGUCAUCUGCACCGUCCAGAAAGAUCUGGGAACCAUACCAGACAUGCGCCCCCCAGCGCUGGUCACGGCGCAAGCGCCCAAGGCCUCUUAUCAGUUCUUUGAGGUCAUUGUGGAGCGCGAAGAACCUCAGUGGCCUGAGAUGCACAAGCGAAAACGACAAUGGGUCACUUACGCACAAGCAGCGUCCGCGCUGGUCAGUCGCCCUGAGCUGUUAGAAGCCUUAAAUCGCAGCUCUUUGAAACGAUAG